GAAGUAAAAUGUGCUUGUCUGUGUGAUGUGCUCUGAUGAAGAGCGCAGGCGGAAUCUCAGCAGCAGCAGCGGUGUAUCAGAUGAAAUGGUUUGGCCCUCGGGGUUACAGGAAGUUGUAGCAGCUGCCAUGUUUAGCUGCUUUGUUGUAGAUUUCUUGUAGGUUUCCUGCAGAUUUUUUUAAGUGUUGCAAUGGAGACGAGCUGGAGUUCAUUUUUAUUUCAGCAGGCCAAUGAAGCCCUCCACCACCAGCAUCAGGUCACCCAGAACAGCCUGCUGCCCCUGCUCAACUCUGGCCAUGAGCCGCAGGAUCAAAAGCCUAUUCUUCCCAUCCCUCUCGACCAGAAGCCCCCGGUCAUUCCUUCCGACCUCCUCAAGGACAGCAUGGCCGGCGGUACGGGAGGAGGAGGUGGUGGAAGUGGUGGAGGCGGGCAGGUGGUCAUAAAGAAGGAGCCCAAGUCAAAAACGCCCUUCAUAUGCAGCUACUGCAACAAGGCCUUCCGGGACAGCUACCACCUACGGCGGCAUGAGUCCUGUCACACCGGCAUCAAGAUGGUUUCACGGCCCAAGAAGACAACGACAGCGCCCACCAUGGUGCCUCUAAUCUCCACUGUGCCACGCGACAACAACGCCAACCCCUCUUACGUCUCCACUGUGGCGGGCAUCCUCACCACGGCAACGACCUCUGCGUCCACUGCCACGGGUGUUAUGUCGGCUCUGCCGCAUCAGCCUGCCGUGCCCAAGAAGCCCCCCAAGCCUGUGAAGAAGAACCACGGCUGCGAGAUGUGCGGUAAGGCCUUCCGCGACGUCUACCACCUCAACCGACACAAACUCUCUCAUUCGGACGAAAAGCCUUUCGAGUGCCCCAUCUGCCAUCAACGCUUCAAGAGGAAAGACCGCAUGACAUAUCAUGUCCGGUCGCACGACGGAGGCGUGCACAAGCCGUACAUCUGCACUGUUUGUGGGAAAGGCUUCUCUCGGCCAGAUCAUCUUAGCUGUCACGUCAAGCACGUUCACUCCACAGAACGACCCUUUAAAUGCCAAGUUACGGCCUGCACGUCAGCCUUCGCCACCAAAGACCGUCUGCGCUCGCACAUGAUAAGACACGAGGGCAAGGUCACCUGCAACAUCUGCGGGAAAAUGCUGAGCGCCGCCUACAUCACAAGUCACCUCAAGACUCACGGGCAGGCCAGCUUCACCUCGCCCUGUAACAAAGGUAUGACGAUCCGCCUCCAUCUCUUUCAAAAACAAAUAAACUGGUUAUUUGUGAGAACAGAUCUUGGAGAUUCGAAACUUAAAUGUAUCUACUUUUUGUCCCCAGACUCUAACAACAUGUGCAACUCCGUCACACCAGUCACUGCUUCUAGCGCAUCCAACACUACGGCCAUGAACCGUGGCAUCGUCAGCAACCCCAUCACCAUUGCUGCCCAGAUGAACAUCACCACCAACACUGUCAACAUCACCUCCCCUGUCAGCCUCCAUCACCCGGUCAGCAUAAGCGGUCCGGUCAACAUAGCCUCCAUCAACAUCCCAACCAACGCGCCCAUGAACAUCGCCCAUCCCGUCGCCAUCACCUCGCCCAUGUCAAUGAACAUCACAGGUCCCCUCAACAUCGCCAUGAGAUCGAUGGAUAGCAUGCCUUUCCUCUCACAGGUCCUGCCUUCCUCUCCGCCUUGGUAGAACUGACCCCUGGCCCAAAAACUCCCCACCUCUCCUCUUAAACCUCAUGUCUCCUGUUAUAGUCUUCCUCUCCAACCGUGAGGGAAAAUAACCUUGAGGAAUUGGCAAUGUAUUUGUCUGCAGCGAUAAGGAAUACGGAAAUCUUGUGGAAGUUAGUUGGUACUUUGCACGUCCUUCCUAAAGAAUAAGCAGAUCCAGGUUGAGUUAGUGAGGACAGAAAUGAAUGGGUAAUGCAUGGAGUGGAAGACUGCCGUGCUGUAUGUUUGGUGAUUUUUCACUUUUCUAGUGCCAGAAAAUCCUUGCCAGUCACCUGUUAGUAUUAACGGUUUGAGGACUUUGGCAUAUUUUAAAUGUGAGGAUUUUAUUUUUGUUACAUUAGCUUGCUUAUCAGUAUUUCAUAGUUUUAUGCAUUUUAACGAAUCGUGUACAACAAAAGGGACAGUGGCUUCCGUUCAUGGAAGAUGAGACGGUUUUAUUUGUUUUGAGACAAUACUCUACGAAUGAGGAAAACUAAAGUUUUAAAAUGCACAAAGGCUUUUACUUUGUGAGCCUUUUAAUCUGUAGCCUUGUUUUUAUUUCUAUCAUUAUAACUAUUCUUUAUAGGUAAUCUUUGGUCAUUCCUGAUUGUAGAAUUAUUACGUUGCGGUUCUUUUGAUAUCUGGGAUAUUCUGCUUAGUGGGGUUGGAGAUUACAGUAACAUAAAAAUCUUGCACUGAACAUCUAUCUAUUUGGCGAUAUUUUAAUGGCAGUAUUAUUUUGGAUCAAACAUUUUAAGUAUUGCUGGUUAAACCUCUUAAUAGAUGCCUGGUCACCCAGUGGCUUGGUCACUGAGAAGUCAAUUUUUGUCCUUAAUAAUAUUAUCUUGAGAGCAUUUAGUUUUCUAACUUUCUCUGCUCUUACUCGCUGAGGAAUGAGGGCUGUUUCCUAAGGACCUUUUGCUCAGGAACUUUGCUGGGGGUGUCCUAACUUACGCUGCUCUUGUAGUGGAUAGAACAUUCUUCCCAACCUUAUUUUCUACGUCGUAAACACACUAAAUGUUUCUUUCCCUUUAUUGGCGAGAACUGAGAAGCACCUCAGGGGUCAGGGUGCCUAGCUGUCGACACGGUCCUCCAUCCCAGAGCGAAAAGUUUGUGUGCCCCGGUCACAGUGAAAACCAAAACUGCCUCAAAUUUUCAGGGUUUGUCAUGUUGGCGGUCAUCAUUCAGAGUAAACCUUUUAAAAAAUAGUUUGACAACGAGCAAUUAAAGAAAAGAAUUUGAGUGCUUGGACUAUAAUGUUUAUUUAGAUGUAAGUCAUGUUAAAUGAAUAGUUCACCCAAAAAUUUAAAUUGUGUAAUUUUUCUUUUUAGUCACAUAAAAGAAGUUUGUACUUCUUGUGCACUUUAUUGUUUAACUCUAGGCACAGACCAUAAUUUAAGUCCAUGUUGGCUGGCCUUGCUCUCAUUGGUGCUUGAGAUUUUAAUUCUGUUUUCGAGUUUAUACAUUCAACACAGCCAGUAUAAGUGAUUUCUUCCUAAAUUAGACUCAUCUGAUGACAACAUUUAACAACUCCAAUUAAUUUAGUAAUAAUAUUUAGAUCAUAUUCUAUAUUGUAUAAAUUCAAAUGACUGAAUGUAGUGCUCAAGUUGUGUGAACUGCUGUCAUGGUGCAUUUGUGCCCUUUUAAGCUAAAAAAAACCUCUCGCAAUGUAAUGGCAUGAGGAAAGACAACCACUUCAAUUUAAAGAACGUGUCCACACCAGACGUGUAGAAAACAUAUCUUUUUUAUGUUAUUUUGAGUUUUUGUGCUGAGACUGUAAUAUGGCAGGCUACAAUGGAUUCUAUAUUAGAAACGUUGAGUUUUUUGAUGUUGUGCAUCACCUCUGGUGUGGACGCGGUGUAAGUCAUACGAGUUUGAAAUAACGUGAGGGUGAGUUUUCAUGUUUGGUUGAACUAUCCCUUUGUUUUUGGAGACCACAGCAUAUAUUUCUAAAUUCACUUUAUUUGUUUUUUCGUUCUCCCUGUUGGAUAUAUAAGCAAUCUAUCUUUCUUUGUCCUUCUGUUGACCCAGCCAGACAGCUGUCUCACCCGUUUAUUUAUUAUGUGGGAAAACUGAUGCAAAAGAUGCUGUCCUAUAAUGCCCGCUCAAAAAAAAAAGUAAAACCAGCUGAAUGUGAUGAUGUCAUAGCUACCACUGUCUGUGCAUGAAGUUUAGUUUGUAUUAACAGGCACCCCCCUCCCAAAUGUUUCUCAACUUACUUUGACAGUUUUGGCCUGUUAGCGAAAUGUUUGUGGGUUGGCAUUACAUUGGCUUUUUCUUUUUUUCUAAUGUUGCCUUGUUUUGUAGAGGCAGUUCAGUUUCCAGAACUGGAAUUCAAGGAAUGUGAUUGAGUUGACUGAAGACACUACAAAAAACAAAGAGGUUUUAAUUGUGCUCGUGAUAAAUGUCUGUCCUCCCGCGAUGGCGUCACUUCCGUGCCUGAACUGCAUGUGUGAAAAUGCCACAGUGAAACGCAUCUGUCUUCUCUGUUCGGCUUGCAGUGCUCGGCUAUGGAACCUGCCUGGGCGCAAAACUGCAGUUUAACUGUUUACCAAAUGUGUGUGGAGAUUUAGAAUCUAUUUUGCAUACGAAAUAUCAAGUUUUCCUGUUUCAGGAAUUAUGGAUUUGUUAUUUUUCUUAAUCCUAUAAAGUAUUGCUCAUGAAGUUAUGCAUCAGUAUCUUUUAAAGAACACAUUUGUUUAAAAGGGGUUCAAAGCGAAAAAGGUUUCGGAUUGGAGAGUUAAAAAUGAGUCCAGUCCUUUGUUUCACAUUGUGUUUUGUUGAAUUGGCAAACCCAUGUGAAAGCCAAUGAAUGUAUAUCUCUGUACAAAACCAUUUAGCUCAGAGAACGUGGUAGUUAUGAUAGACACAUGCAAGGAAGAAUACAAGUAAAAUUACCUUUUAUAAGACUUUUUGUAUUAGAAACAUUAACAUUGGUAAUUUUGUAUAUAUGAAGACUAGACUUUUUUUGGUUAGCAGAAAGGUAAAACAUUCCUACAUUUUUUUUAAUGUAUGUCAAAAUGAUUAUGUAAUCACAUUGCGCAAUGUUUUAUGUGCCUUUUAUUUGGGUUGUCUAAAUAAAAGAAAACUGUAAAUUAUG
Molecule: messenger RNA, 4794 nt
Organism: Triplophysa dalaica
Lineage: Eukaryota; Metazoa; Chordata; Actinopteri; Cypriniformes; Nemacheilidae
Gene: vezf1b
Product: vascular endothelial zinc finger 1b
Exons: 4
Coding region: 190-1677 (495 amino acids)
Biological process (GO): regulation of transcription by RNA polymerase II
Cellular component (GO): nucleus
Molecular function (GO): DNA-binding transcription factor activity; RNA polymerase II cis-regulatory region sequence-specific DNA binding
Source: RefSeq, a predicted model, not a curated record